AUGGCCGAGAUAAUUCCAAAGCUGGAAAACUACAAGCAGCGCGAUAACAGCAUAGAGAGGCUCUACACGUUUAAAGGGUUUAGAGGAGCCGUUAAGUUUAUAAACGCCGUCGCAGAUGAAUGCGUGAAGCAUAAUCACCAUCCAACGAUCACCAACAUGUAUGGUCAUGUUAGACUGAAUUGGCUGACGCACUCCACAGCGCAAGCCGUGCCUGGGAUUACAUCGAAAGACAUUGAGCUAGCGUGGGAAUGCAACAAGGCUUAUCAAACAGCAUUCGGUGCUAGGCCUUAUAACGAUAGAGAGAGGGAAUUGGAAGGAAUGUAA
Molecule: messenger RNA, 324 nt
Organism: Wallemia ichthyophaga EXF-994
Lineage: Eukaryota; Fungi; Basidiomycota; Wallemiomycetes; Wallemiales; Wallemiaceae
Product: Putative pterin-4-alpha-carbinolamine dehydratase
Exons: 2
Coding region: 1-324 (107 amino acids)
Biological process (GO): tetrahydrobiopterin biosynthetic process
Molecular function (GO): 4-alpha-hydroxytetrahydrobiopterin dehydratase activity
Source: RefSeq, a predicted model, not a curated record